Messenger RNA from Mus caroli (Ryukyu mouse), 2820 nucleotides. RefSeq names its product arginine vasopressin receptor 1A (gene Avpr1a). The record is from RefSeq and is a predicted model, not a curated record. NCBI's taxonomy places the organism in Eukaryota, Metazoa, Chordata, Mammalia, Rodentia, Muridae. Gene Ontology annotation, cellular component: plasma membrane. Gene Ontology annotation, molecular function: peptide binding; vasopressin receptor activity. Gene Ontology annotation, biological process: regulation of systemic arterial blood pressure by vasopressin; positive regulation of vasoconstriction; cellular response to hormone stimulus.
UCUCUAAGUACGCUUUUACUACACCUGUUGACGUGCUGCAUGACUUUAAAUUGGCUUAUAAAGGAAGCUGGAGAAAUCCCGAGGAGCCCAGAGAAGUUUGGAGCAGAUCAGAAAGCGCCCGGCUCUGCAGAGGAAUCUAGGAGUCUCAGCUCCACCCCUGCACCACCAAAGCGAAAAGGACAAAUCACCAACGACUUGGAGGGGUUGUGGGUAGGGGACAGUCUCCAGCCACUAAGAUGAGAAGGAGCGCAUCCUGAGGCAGCCUAAGACUGCGUUGGGAGCAGGGAGAGUCCGCUCCCUUGCCUCGGGGCAAGCCGGAGCAGGGACACGCUCGAACAUCCCAUCCAAAACCACUCUGAGCGCGCGUGGGAUUGCACAGCGGAGAGAGCGAGGGAAGGAAGGAAGGCGCGCAGAGCUUAAGACGCGGGUCUUCGGGUCCUCCUGGAGAAGAGGAAGCAGCCUACGAGGGACAGGGUUCCCCGGCUCUGUGCCGACAGCAUGAGUUUCCCGCGAGGCUCCCACGACCUGCCCGCGGGCAACUCCAGCCCGUGGUGGCCUCUGACCACCGAGGGCGCCAACAGCAGCGGGGAAGCAGCUGGGCUCGGGGAAGGUGGCGGCCCGCCGGGGGACGUACGCAACGAGGAGCUGGCGAAGCUGGAGGUCACCGUGCUGGCGGUGAUUUUCGUGGUGGCCGUGCUGGGUAAUAGCAGUGUGCUGCUGGCGCUGCAUCGCACGCCACGCAAAACAUCCCGCAUGCAUCUCUUCAUCCGACACCUCAGCCUGGCAGACCUGGCGGUCGCCUUCUUCCAAGUGUUACCACAGCUGUGCUGGGACAUCACCUACCGCUUCCGCGGGCCGGACUGGCUGUGCCGGGUGGUGAAGCACCUGCAGGUGUUUGCCAUGUUCGCAUCUUCCUACAUGCUGGUGGUGAUGACGGCUGACCGCUACAUCGCCGUGUGCCACCCGCUCAAGACCCUGCAGCAGCCCGCGCGCCGCUCGCGCCUCAUGAUCGCCGCCUCUUGGGGGCUGAGUUUCGUUCUGAGCAUACCACAGUACUUUAUCUUCUCUGUGAUCGAAUUCGAGGUGAACAAUGGCACCAAAGCCCAAGACUGCUGGGCUACCUUCAUCCCGCCCUGGGGUACCCGCGCCUACGUGACCUGGAUGACCAGCGGGGUCUUCGUGGUACCCGUGAUCAUCUUGGGUACCUGCUAUGGCUUCAUCUGUUACCACAUCUGGCGCAAUGUCCGAGGGAAGACAGCAUCUCGACAGAGCAAAGGCGGCAAGGGCUCUGGGGAAGCCGCGGGUCCCUUCCACAAGGGGCUUCUGGUCACGCCUUGUGUCAGCAGUGUGAAGAGCAUUUCCCGUGCCAAGAUCCGCACAGUGAAGAUGACCUUUGUGAUUGUAAGCGCCUACAUCCUCUGCUGGACACCUUUCUUCAUCGUCCAGAUGUGGUCAGUCUGGGAUACCAAUUUCAUUUGGACCGAUUCCGAAAACCCUUCCACCACAAUCACAGCGUUACUGGCUUCCUUGAACAGCUGCUGCAACCCGUGGAUAUACAUGUUUUUUAGUGGUCAUCUCCUACAAGACUGUGUCCAGAGCUUCCCAUGCUGCCAAAGCAUAGCACAGAAAUUCACCAAGGAUGACUCGGAUAGCAUGAGCCGGAGACAGACAUCUUAUUCUAACAACCGAAGCCCGACAAACAGCACUGGGACAUGGAAGGACUCACCUAAAUCUUCCAAGUCCAUCAGAUUCAUCCCUGUCUCUACUUGAGCCGCAUAUCCAUGCAGCCAGACUCUUGGAAGGGACUUGUGUGUCCAGCUAGAUAGCUUAAGAGUAAAUAUGUUUAUGUGAGAUAGACAUAAAUCAACUCAGUGUAUACAUUGUUUCUACAACUUGGUGUAUACAUUGUUUCUAGCUGUGUUUUUCCCAUUGCUGUGACAAAAACCUGAAUUCUUUUGCAUAGAAUAUUAAUGAAAAUGUACCAUAUGGGAAAUGUAUAGGCCUGGUUCUUAAGCAUACUGACUUUAUAUUUUGUGGUUGAUUUUUUUAUUGUAUUUUUAUGUCUAAUGUAAGUGAGGCUUUGAUUGGUUUAAGUCAUGUGAUAAGCACUGUUGUUUCUAAACAAAGUGAACUCGUUCAUGAUUGAAAAACCAGUGUUGCUGUCAAUGUGUAUGUCGUAAAAUGUCAGCAAGAGGUAGAGGGGAGUUGGGUUGAGGGUGGAAAGGAGGUAGCUUGGUACCUGGCUGCCCUUCCUUCAGAGUCCUGGUACUCUAUUAGCACUGAAAAUCAUGCUCACCAACAGACAGAAGGUUUGAGAAUGUUUUAGGACAAUAAUUUGUAUGGGUGGGGGAGUGCCACACUUUAUAGAGGCAUAAGAGAAAAGAUUUCUACAGACAUUCUUUGGGAUAUUUUAAACAUCCAUGAACCAGCACCAUAAGGUAGUCUGUGCUACACCAGAUGUUAACACUUAGUACCUAUUUGGUGAAUCCAGAUUCAGAGAUUCUAAGUCCCCUAGAUAACUCCACUCAUAAGAUACUCAAAACAUGUUGAUUUAAAUCAGUUUAUUUAUUUCUUCACAUUUCCCAUCCACACAGCAGGUCCAGUACACAGAGGGUGAAGACAUGUGGAGAAACGGGAGACAGACAAAAGAGAGGGGGUCUGAGCCUUGUGUCUGUUCCUUCAUGAAUGUAUGAUUUUCAGAAAGAUACUUAAAAAUAUUUAAAGCCUUGGUUUCUUGGCUGUACAAUGGGCUUGGUAACACUCACCUCACAGAGUUGUUGUGAAGAUUAAAUAAUGUUAAAUGUGUGAAGAGUUAUUUUU